Messenger RNA from Abrus precatorius (Indian licorice), 1016 nucleotides. Its product is annotated as protein BOBBER 1. The transcript is spliced from 7 exons. Bases 119 to 952 code for a protein of 277 amino acids. Lineage: Eukaryota; Viridiplantae; Streptophyta; Magnoliopsida; Fabales; Fabaceae. Gene Ontology annotation, biological process: protein folding. The record is from RefSeq and is a predicted model, not a curated record. Gene Ontology annotation, cellular component: cytoplasm.
AUAUAUAAACAAUCGAACACUCCUCAUUUGCUUCGCUAUCUUGUAAAGUUCAGUUCAAUUGGGUUCAGUUCCAAACUUUGAAUUCAAACCAACCCAAUUCUUAACUCGGCAUUAAGGUAUGGCCAUUAUCUCCGAUUUCCAUGAAGAACAACCCGAACAAUCCCAAUCCUCUUCGUCUUCGUCUUCGUUCACUUCCAGUUUCGACCCAUCCAAUCCCGUAGCUUUUCUUGAGCGAGUCUUCGAAUUCAUCUCCCGAGAGAGUGACUUUCUGUCGUCGGAGACCGCCGAGAAGGAUAUAGCGUCGCUGGUGCGCGCAGCCGGGAAGAAGAAGAGAGACGAGCUUAAGGCCACUGAGGAGAGGGAAAAGGCCCAGAAGAGGUUGAAGGAAGAGAAGGAACUCAAGGUGGAGGAGGCUAACAGAGAGGAAAGUGGCUCCAUAGUUCCAAACAAAGGUAAUGGUCUGGAUUUGGAUAAAUAUUCUUGGACUCAGACUCUUCAGGAGGUCAACGUAAAUGUUCCAGUUCCAAAUGGAACCAAAUCAAGGUUUGUCAUCUGUGAAAUAAAGAAGAACCAUCUAAAAGUUGGACUAAAGGGGCAACCGCCAAUUAUUGAGGGGGAGUUGCACCGACCUGUCAAGCCUGAUGACUGUUAUUGGAGCAUAGAGGAUCAGAGUGCAAUUUCUAUUCUUUUGACCAAGCAUGAUCAGAUGGAAUGGUGGAAAUGUCUGGUAAAAGGUGAUCCCCAAAUUGAUACUCAAAAGGUUGAACCAGAGAACAGCAAACUUUCUGACCUGGAUCCUGAGACUCGACAGACUGUUGAAAAAAUGAUGUUUGAUCAGAGGCAGAAAUCUAUGGGCCUUCCUACCAGUGAUGAGCUUCAGAAGCAGGAAAUUAUGAAGAAAUUUAUGGCGGAGCAUCCGGAGAUGGACUUCACGAGAGCAAAAAUAUCAUAAACAGUGCAUUACUCUUAUCCUGUACUUGUGGUACCUGUGAUCGCUGUGUAGUAUCUUGCCAUCU